CUUGUGCCCUUUUUGUUGCUUUCUUCUUUCUCCCUUCUGCUCCUCUUCCUCUGUGUCCUCCGAUGGCGGGCUUUGGGGGGAGCGCUUCUGGGCUGGAGCUGACCAUCGCUGUCCCUGGGCUAAGAACCUCCACUGGCUAUGAAGGGGGUGGUUGCAAUGUGAGGGAGUUGGACAUAAAUCAACCCGCUAGUGGUGCUGAGGAGGAUUUCCCCAUGGGAAGCGUGGAGGAGGAGGAAGAAGGGGGAACCCCCAGGCCGAAGAAGCUCCGCCUAUCAAAAGAGCAGUCUCGGCUGCUUGAGGAAAGCUUCAGGCAGAAUCACACCCUCAACCCUAAGCAGAAGGAGGCGUUAGCGAUGAAGCUGAAGCUGAGGCCGCGACAAGUGGAGGUGUGGUUUCAGAACCGCAGGGCCAGGACGAAGCUGAAGCAGACGGAGAUGGAGUGCGAGUACCUGAAGCGGUGCUUCGGCUCGCUGACGGAGGAGAACCGCCGUCUCCAGCGUGAGGUGGAGGAACUGCGGGCCUUGCGGGUGGCUCCGCCUACCAUCCUCUCCCCUCACACCCGCCAGCCCAUGCCUGCCUCCGCCCUCACCAUGUGCCCUCGCUGCGAGCGUCUUACCUCGACUCCCCGCGCCGUCGCUGCCUCCGCCGCCACCGCCACCACCAGCUUGCCGUCAGCCUUCCCUUUCCGCCCCCGCCGCCAUCCCUCCUCCGCUGCCUGUUAGCUAUGCGCAUGCUGCAUGUGAGGACCAGAAGAUGAACUCCUGAACUUCUAAAUCUUUGUCAUAAAUUUUGUAAAUGGAAGAUUUUUUUUUUUUUUUUUUGGGUCUUUUGGUGCAAAAGGCAAGUAGUUACGCUAUUCUCUGGAAAAAGGGCCAGGCUUGGGCCUGGAAAUUUAAACCCAGUCGACUUUUGGGCCUAGAAGUUUUGUGGAGCCCAAUUCCGAGCAUGACGCACCCCGAAAGUUUUGUGUCGGGCUCAGGCCUGGUUCUUUUGGGCCAGGUCUGGCUCAGACUUAAGUCCAAACCUUGAGCCCCGGGCCUGGAUCCUACGAGGUACAACCGUACAACGCUGUUCAUCAACACU
Messenger RNA from Phoenix dactylifera (date palm), 1083 nucleotides. RefSeq names its product homeobox-leucine zipper protein HOX3. The record is from RefSeq and is a predicted model, not a curated record. Gene Ontology annotation, biological process: regulation of DNA-templated transcription. Lineage: Eukaryota; Viridiplantae; Streptophyta; Magnoliopsida; Arecales; Arecaceae. Gene Ontology annotation, molecular function: sequence-specific DNA binding; DNA-binding transcription factor activity, RNA polymerase II-specific.